Pygocentrus nattereri (red-bellied piranha) is the source of this 915-nucleotide messenger RNA. Its product is annotated as leukotriene B4 receptor 1-like. Gene Ontology annotation, molecular function: G protein-coupled receptor activity. The record is from RefSeq and is a predicted model, not a curated record. Gene Ontology annotation, biological process: immune response; G protein-coupled receptor signaling pathway. The transcript has a single exon. The coding region runs from base 1 to 915 and encodes 304 amino acids. Gene Ontology annotation, cellular component: membrane. NCBI's taxonomy places the organism in Eukaryota, Metazoa, Chordata, Actinopteri, Characiformes, Serrasalmidae.
AUGCAGCAGGAGAACUGCUCCAGUGGUUCACAACUCAAUGAUGCCCUUCCAGUCUACAAAGCCAGCAGUGCUGUGUUGGCAAUAUGCUUUGUGCUGGGGGUCCCAGGUAAUCUAUCAGUGCUGGUGAUUCUUGUUCGACGCUUGAAGGAGAACAGCUUUACCCUUAGAAUGAUGCUGAGCCUUGCACUAUCGGACCUACUGACUCUCUCUCCCAUGCCGAUGUGGAUCUGGAGUCUUCUGCAUAACUGGAUCUUUGGCUUUGUCGCAUGCAAGAUUAUCUCCUUUGUUGAAUAUUGGUGCACUUACAGUAGCAUAUUGUGUGUGACUUUCCUGAGCUUGCAGAGGUACUUGCAGGUUCUGCAUCCUCAGAAAUGGGCUCAACUUGGAUUCCGAGGAAAGAAUGGCCUUUUGUGUGGAAUAUGGAUCCUGAGUGGAGUGUUCGCUUCAUAUGCUCUUGUUCAGCGUGAUGUGGGAUGUGAUCAGUAUGGAUUCCAGUACUGUUACCAGAACUUUAGGAAUAAGACCGAACAAGUAGCCACAUCAAUAUUUGAAAUACUGCUAUUUUUAACCUGUUUCUUCUUGCUGGUUUACUUCUACUAUCGUCUCUACCGAGGGGUUAAUGAGUCACCUUUCUCCAGCAGCAACAGAAUGACAAAACUGGUGACGAGAAUCGUUGUGGCAUUCUUUAUCUUUGGCGUGCCAGUUACUAUCGCUAACAUCUUAAUUGUUGUUGCAGCAUUGCUAGAGAAUGAAACGCUGUCAGUAACGGCGGAUCUCGGUAGCAAAAUCUCCACAGCUUUACUGUUUCUGAACAGCUGUGUGAACCCUUUCCUGUACACCUUCUCUCUUAGACAGCUCCAGCAUCAGAGUACAGUGACAGAGACCUUAGGACCUACACUGCAAAACGGUGCAUGA